ACGAACAAGCAGUGGGUCAACUUUCCAAGUAAGCGUAUUAUAAAUCUCGUUUUCUCUUUCUAAGGGGAAUGUAUGGAAAAGUACAGUGGAGGUGGUUACAAACAUGCCUCUAAGUACAACCAAAAUUCAACAUGUGUGGAAGGUGGAGGUGAAUGGUUUGAGUUCAGUAACUACUUGGAAGAACCGACUGUGCAGUAUAAUAGCAAAGGAGCUUGUGAUGGCGCCAGUACAAAAAAUAUCUGGGGAAUACCUUACAGAACACAGGACUUGGAUACUAAGCCACUCAAGGAGAAGUGUUUGAUAGGUUUGGACAAACCACAGUGUGAACUAGCUCCCUGGUCACGUGAUAAUCACCUUGGCAACGGCCGCGAUGGCGUCCCGUUGAAUUAUACUUGGGUACUACCCCAUUUUCAGAAAGAUCAACGUUGUAUUUUUAGAAUAAGGUAGGAAACGAUUCUGAUUAUACUAUUCGGAUUUUAGUUGCAUAGAUAAAGUUAUAUUCAGAUUUUCUUCAUAGCUGUUUAUCUUGUAGAUAUAACAUCUCAACAGAUGACUAUGAUCCCUUCAACACCAACAGCAGCCACAACCAGAACUUGUAAGUACGAACAGAAAUGGACGUUCCAGGUCCAGAGCCCCUACGUACAUACGUAAAAACGGAAACGUACUGAACAAACCUGCAGCAGAUUUGUAGCAAUGCUGUUCCAACAACUUGUCGACAGGAUGUUUUCGUACUGCUUGUUCCCAGCUUGUUGACAAGUUGUCUUGUUGACAACUUGCCACAAGGUUGUUGGGCUUAACACUGUUAACAGUCUUGUUACAAGUUGUGUUGUUCUGACAACUUGUUAUCGUCCUGCAAUUCAACAAUUUGUCAACAAGUUGCGAGUGACAACCUUGUAACAACUUGAUUAAAUAACAGCAUUGUUACAACUUGUUGACAAGCUUGCUACAAGCCUGUUAAGAACACAUCUUGUUGAGAAGUUGUGAGAUUUUUACGUUAACUUUGUACGUUUGUGUCGUUCGCCAUAGCAUUUUACAGUUAGCUUUUGAGUUCAACGGCGAGGUACGUAUUUCUAAAAAUCAACGUUGUCUAAACCGAGAAAAUCAAAGCUAAAGUUUUGUAAAUUAACAUGACUUUUUAUCACAUAUAAAACCACCGACACGGCAGUGAUUUCCUUUGUCUUUUCCGCAUGAAAUAUUAAUGCUUUUUUAAGCAUAAUUUUGUUUUGUGGAAGCAGCACAUACAUUUACGUGAUACUUACUUGCAACUGUGCCCCUAAUCCUAUUGUGCGCGACACAUGAGGAUAUAACCAGCAUCUAUUCCUUUGUUUAGAGCUGGUUUGGUGAUUUCUCCAGUUCAGCAAAAUGAGCUGGUAGAUAUUGGUGCAGCUCAGACACCUCUUAGACUUGCAAUCAACACCGCACAAUAUGGACGUACUUUCCAAGACAGAUCUCAUGUAUUUAAGCUAAAGAAACGUCCAGCUGGAAUUGCAGAUACUGACACCAUCUACAACCUGAAUGUCAGGGGUAAACGCGGCAACAUCGUGCAAACAUACCCGGCUGUAGAGUAUGAUUUUAUACCCAACAAAUUGACCUUGAUGGAAAACGACCUGGUCCAUAUUCAAUGGACAGGUAUAUAAUAAGAAUUUUUUUGCAAUUUAAUUAAGACUGAUUUCCAAUCAUCCCGCACAUUUAUUCGUAGUGUUUUGUAUAUAUUAGUGUGAUUUGGUUCACAAAUUGUUAGAGUGCUUGAUAACAUAAAGAUAAAGCGAAUAGUAUAGUGUAGUAAUUCGUCUCGGAACUAGCUCUGGUACACUUGCUGACUCACUGUCAUAUAUUCCAUUCCUCCAGGUUCAAACACUCACAACAAUGGAAACCCAGCUGGGGAUGGACAAGCUGGUAACGCCGGCGAAGGUAGAGAAGGUACGUGACGCGUUUCCAGGCCACCUCGGUCAACAGCUUGCACCAGACUAUUCCCUAGUCCUCUGUGCAUGCCUUUGUUUUCCCGUAACCUGAAGUAACCUGCAUAUUAAUGAGAACGCGUACUAAGAGGCCUAGGGAGUAGGCUGAGCUUCCAAACGUUCCCUUCCAAACGGAACGGAUUAUUACACAUAUUUUUAUAUUUGGAACCUUUAUGGAAGAAACAUAAUUAUUAUGUAACUUCCAUAAAGGUUCCAAAUAUGGUAUCCUACUAACUUUCGUUACUUGCUAUCCCAGGUACGGACCGCAGCAACAUCGUCGAAGUACUGGACCCGAUAGACAACUACCCAGUCCCUUUCGAGAACUCGACCAUGUUCUCUGGAGCCAAACUAGUCUGGUCUAGCUCGGAUCAGACAAAAACUUUAAACGACGUGGCUGUCAGUUUGGCAAGUGUUGGCUACUACAGCUGUCUCACUGGAUGCAAUAGUUCCCCCAAGAAAAAGAAUCCCACGUUGAAUAAUUUGUUAAAUAAUGCUGCUGCAUCAUACGAAGGCAUGGUCUUACAGUUCGCCAAGGGCGAAUAUCAUUAUAUUUGUUCAAGGAAUAAUAAUUUCUCCAACCGCAGUCAGAAAGGAAUGAUUACUGUUGUGAAGAAACCGUAAUGAGUCACUAGAAAAUAUUUUUAUUAAACUAUUUAGGAUUUGCAAUGAUUUUGUAAAAUUGUACACCUCUAUUCCUAAUUUCAUGAGCACAUAUUUUUACUAAUGCAUAUUUGGUAAUAACGGGCGGAAAACGUUUUCAAAUUAUAACCCAAUUAUGAAUAAGGUAUUCUAACCUUACAUAAUGGUAAUUUUCAACAGAAUUGCAGGUUUGUAAUUCGUCAAUGUUUUUGCUGGCAUAACAUCCAUCCACUCAUAUUCCCACUGAAAUAAUUUAUUAAAUAUUUGUCUAAUUUUAAAGACGUACUAAUUAAGCAAUAACUCUUUUGUGUGAAUCAACAAUUUUCACGUCUGUAAAUAAUUUGGUGCAAUAUAUAUAUUGAAUAAAAACAGUUACAAUUUUUAAAGCGUUUUGU
Messenger RNA from Paramuricea clavata, 2992 nucleotides. The record is from the annotation of a GenBank genome assembly. NCBI's taxonomy places the organism in Eukaryota, Metazoa, Cnidaria, Anthozoa, Malacalcyonacea, Plexauridae.